AUGGCAGAGCCCUUCACGCCCCCGUCCUCUAUCCUCAUCGUCGGCUCCGGCGUCUUCGGCCUGUCCACGGCCUACGCCCUGACCCGGCGCCCAGAAUGGGCCCAGACUGCCAUCACGUUGCUGGACCGGUCCUCGGGGGGCGAGUUCCCCGCCAAGGACUCGAGCAGCAUAGACUCGUCGCGCAUCGUGCGCGCCGACUACGCUGACCGCGCCUACGCCCACCUGGCCGCCGUCGCCCAGGACGAGUGGCGCAAGCCCGGCGCCGACUCCUGGGGCGGCGAGGGCCGCUACGCCGAGACCGGCUUCGUCAUCUGCGCCGACGCCGGCCCCGAGGUCCGCCCCGACGGCAUGAGGACCGGCCUGGGCUUCGCCAAGAGCGCCUACGUCAACGCCCUGGAGCUGGCCGAGAAGGAGGGCCUGCCCGAGGGCAGCGUGGUGGAGCUCAGGGGCCGGGAGGCCAUCAAGCAGGCCAGCGGCACCGGCGCCCCGUUCGGCGACUGGGGGUACCUGAACAAGCGCAGCGGGUGGGCGAACGCGGAGAAGAGCAUGAAGUUCCUUUACGACCGGGUCGUCACCACGGGCCGUGUGAAAUUCGUCGCAGCCGCCGUGGAGCGGCUCGAGAUCCAGGGCAAGAGGGUCACGGGUGCCAGGUUGCAGAACGGGACGUCGUUGAGCGCGGAGUUGGUAAUGGUGGCUGCCGGAGCCUGGACUCCCAGCCUGGUUGAUCUCAGGGGCCAGGCUGUAGCGACAGGGCAGGUCAUCGCCUAUACGGGCAUCUCUGACGAGGAGCAAGCGAGGUUGGCCAACGUUCCCGUGCUCAUGAACAUGACAAACUCAAACUUCAUGAUCACGCCAUCCAACAACGUGGUCAAGAUUGGGCGGCAUGCAUACGGGUACCAAAACCCCAAGACGGUCUCCACCGCCCUGGUUGUACCGAAAAAUGAGAAGGACUCGGAAUUUCCGGAAAUUGUCGUUUCGCAGCCCUACACUCAUGUAGAUGACGCCAAGCUGUGGGUGCCAGCUGAAGGUGAGCGCGAUCUAAGACAAGGCCUGCGCAGCAUGGUCCCGUGGCCGGAGUUGAAGGACCGGCCGUGGACGCACAGCCGUAUCUGCUGGUAUACGGACACGGCUACAGGCGACUUCGUCAUCACCUACCACCCACACUGGGAGGGUCUCUUCAUCGCGACGGGUGGUAGUGGGCACGGCUUCAAAUUCCUGCCUGUGCUCGGCGACAAGAUCGCCGACACCAUUGAGAAGCACGGCCCGGCAGAGUUCCAGGACAAGUGGAGUUGGAAGGAGGUGACGGACAUCGAAAAGGCGAUUGUGACGGAAGACGGCAGCAGAGGAGGCAAAGUAGGGCUUUUAUUGAUGGACGAGCUUCGAAAAAACGGCUCUCGCUUAUAG
Messenger RNA from Neoarthrinium moseri, 1404 nucleotides. RefSeq lists its product as uncharacterized. The record is from RefSeq and is a predicted model, not a curated record. The coding region runs from base 1 to 1404 and encodes 467 amino acids. The transcript has a single exon. Lineage: Eukaryota; Fungi; Ascomycota; Sordariomycetes; Amphisphaeriales; Apiosporaceae. Gene Ontology annotation, molecular function: proline dehydrogenase activity; flavin adenine dinucleotide binding; sarcosine oxidase activity.